Spodoptera litura is the source of this 863-nucleotide messenger RNA. Lineage: Eukaryota; Metazoa; Arthropoda; Insecta; Lepidoptera; Noctuidae. The record is from RefSeq and is a predicted model, not a curated record.
GUGUUAGUGCCUUUUUUGAAUUUUUAAUUGUCAUGCUUCUACACAUAGGCACGGCGCACGUUUUGCAGCUUGCCAUUUUUACAAUAGGCCUGUGUCGUACUGAAUUAUAAAAUGGCUUAUUUCGUGUUGGUUUAGUACCUGUAUUACCUAAAAAAAAUAUUUCAUGAUAAAAAUUAUUUUUUAAAACACGGUGUUCUAAGUUUAAAAAAAAUUAAAUCUGACGUACAAACAUAAGAUUGAAUGACGUUUGACGGUUGACGUCACAUAGUUGCAAGCGAUUGUGUUCAUUGAUUGUGUGGCGAAAGUUUGUUUUAUAAAAAUGGAAACUUCGUACUUUAAAAACUGUAUAGUGCCCCAGUGUAUGAAUACAAGUAGAAAAACUCCGACUAAAUUAUUCAUACGUGUUCCGGUGAAGGAUAAAAUGCGAAGAAAGUGGUUAAAACUGGCAAAGAGGAAUGAUGCUCAUUGUUUAUCAACAACAUCGAGAAUGUAUUUUUGUGAAGAUCAUUUCGAUUUGCCUAACGAUAUGCUGAAUUAUACCGAGUACCAUAUAAUGGGUAAGGUAUCUUAUGUGCGAAUGAAACCGGGUUGUUUACCAAGUAAAUUUGGAUGUCAAGAUGACAUAAAAAAAGAAUCCUGCAACAGUGCAGAGCGGCCAUACAUGAUAAAAAAACAAAGAAUGUCUACAAAAGCAGAGUGUUUUCAAGAAAGUUUUACACCAAGUACUUCCCUAGCACAACAACCUCUUCAAACUAGUUCAGCAGAAGAAGAAAGGUAAAAGUAACUACACUCAAAUCAAAAUGGGCCUUGGUCAAAAGUUACACCCUGCAACAGAAACUGUAUCAUCGAGUAUCCACUGUCAG